AUGGGCCAACAGGUCAAACUGCCUCAGAAGACAAAAGCACCCGACUCCUUCCUGAACCCUAGCCUUUGGUGUGACUUCCACCGCGACCACGGUCAUAAAAUGGAGGACUGUGUCGCACUAAGGAUCGAGGUCAACGAACAACGUAAGAAAGGACACAUCCGGGAGUUCCUUUCCCAGAAGGCCAAAAUCCAUCUAAACAAAGAGACGUCCGGAAAGCCCACUGAAUUUGUUCACGCCUCGCCACCUCGACAAGACCAAGAAAUCUAUGUCAUAUCAGGAUGCUUGGAAAUUAGCGGCAUAAGCCACACGGCCGCGAAGAAGAGCACCUGGAACGCUAAGCACGGCCUAGAGGCAGCCACGCCAAAACGCAUGCUCCUGGGUACGAACGAAAUAAGCUUCACAGGCAAGGAGAAAGAGAAGGUCCUAACCCCACAUCAGAACGCCAUGGUCACAUCGCUCACUGUAGCUCACUGUCUAGUAAAGACGAUAUUGGUAGAAAAUGGGAGCUCCAGCAAUAUCAUCUUCCAAGCCGCAUAUCAGGAUCUAGGGUUGGAAGAAAGCGCCCUGGCAGGGAGAAUAAAUCCACUUAUAGGAUUCAGCGGAGAAGUCAAACAGACCGCCGAAGAAGUCAUCCUCCCAGUGUACGCUAAAGGGAUUAAUAUGUCAACCAAGUUCCUCGUCGUUGACUGCCAAUCAUCUUACAACAUGAUCCUGGGACGGCCCUGGAUUCACGACAUGGGAGCCGUCCCUUCGACUCUUCACCGGACUGUGAAAUUUCCUACACCCUGGGGCAUAAGUUCAAUCAGAGGAGAUCAAGAGAACUCUCGCUCCUUCUACCAGACUACUCUGAAGGGAAAGACCAAGGUCUUUUAG
Molecule: messenger RNA, 873 nt
Organism: Brassica oleracea var. oleracea
Lineage: Eukaryota; Viridiplantae; Streptophyta; Magnoliopsida; Brassicales; Brassicaceae
Exons: 1
Coding region: 1-873 (290 amino acids)
Source: RefSeq, a predicted model, not a curated record